Messenger RNA from Aplysia californica (California sea hare), 9616 nucleotides. RefSeq names its product filamin-A-like. Lineage: Eukaryota; Metazoa; Mollusca; Gastropoda; Aplysiida; Aplysiidae. The record is from RefSeq and is a predicted model, not a curated record. Gene Ontology annotation, biological process: actin cytoskeleton organization. Gene Ontology annotation, molecular function: actin filament binding.
ACAGUACCGACAUCGUGGACAAGAAGCUGAAGCUGAUCCUGGGCCUGAUAUGGACGCUCAUUUUGCACUACUCCAUCUCCAUGCCCAUGUGGGAGGGCGAGGAGCCCACCCCGUCGGAGAAGGCGCCCACCCCCAAGCAGCGUCUGCUCAACUGGAUCCAGUCCAAGGUGCCGGACCUGCCCAUCAACAACUUCACCACCGACUGGAACAGCGGCAAGGCCAUCGGUGCCCUCGUCGACGCUGUCGGACCUGGUCUGUGCCCUGACUGGGAGGACUGGGACCCCAAGAAGAACAAGAACAAUGCCAAGGAGGCUAUGGACGCUGCUGAGAAGUGGCUGGAUGUUCCCCAGCUGAUCCGUCCCGAGGAGAUGACCAACCCCAAGGUGGACGACCUGUCCAUGAUGACCUACCUGUCUCAGUUCCCCAACGCCAAGCUCAAGCCCGGCGCCCCCGUCAGGCCCAGGCUGAACCCUUCCCGUGUGCGAGCCUACGGACCAGGUCUGGAGGCCACUGGUAACCAGGUGGGAGCACCUGCCCGCUUCACUGUGGAGACCUUCAGCGCUGGCAAGGGAUCCGUGGAGGUCAUCAUUCUGAACCCCAAGGGACAGAAGGAGCCGUGUGAGGUGAACUUCAACAAUGACCGCAACAUGACCUACUCCUGCGUGUACGUGCCCAGCAUGGAGGGAGCCUACAGGGUGAUCGUGAAGUUCAGCAACAAGGAGAUUCCCAAGUCUCCCUACACCGUACAAGUGGAGGGUGCUGCUGGCGACCCCACAAAGGUCACCGCUGCUGGACCCGGUCUGGAGAAGACUGGUGUUGUUGCUGGCAAGAAGACUUACUUCGAAGUCUACACACAAAGUGCUGGCAAAGGCACCAUUGAUGUGGCUAUUCUUGACCCUCACGGUCACAAGGACAAGAUCCGUGCAGCCAUCAGCCCUGUGGUGGGCAAAGAAGGCACCUACCUGGUGGAGUACACUCCCAUCGAGCCCGGACUUCACUCGGUCAACGUCUUCUUCAGCGGAACCCAGAUCCCACACAGCCCAUUCGGAGUCAAUGUGGCACCUGCCUCCAAUGCCAAGGCGUGCUAUGCAACUGGCCGUGGCAUUCAGCCCAGAGGUGUGCGGGUUAAGGACAAGGCUGUGUUCUACGUCCACACCAAGGGAGCUGGUGAAGGAGCUGUGGGAGUGCAGAUCUUUGGACCAGGUGGCAUUGAGGAGAAAUGCUCUGUGAAACCCGUGCAAGGAGAAGAGGGCGUCUACGAGUGUGUGUACACCCCCUCCAAGCCUGGCAACUACAUCAUCAACGUCACCUUCGCUGACCAGCACAUCAGCAAAUCUCCUUUCAAGGUCGAGGUUGGUCCUUUCUGGAACACCAAGAUCAGAGCCUAUGGACCCGGUCUCGAGGGAGGCGUUGUCAAACAGCCAGCUGUCUUCACCGUUGAGACCAACGGGGAAGUCGGUGCUCUGGGCUUCUCCAUUGAGGGUCCAUCCCAAGCCAAGAUUGACUGCAAGGACAACGGUGAUGGGUCUGCUGAUGUGACCUACUACCCCACCGUGCCCGGAGAGUACGCCGUCCACGUUCUGUGCAACGACCAGGACAUCCCUGACUCUCCUUACAUGGCCAACAUUAUCCCCGAGCAACCUUUUGAUGCUGGACGCGUGGUUGCCAAGGGCCCUGGCCUGGAGAAGACUGGCGUGGUGGCCAACAAGUGGGCCGAGUUCACCGUGGACACCAAACUGGCUGGCAAGCCCGCUCCCCUCAACAUCAGCUGUAUGGAUGUUGACUACAAGCCUGUGGAUGUGCAGGUGAAGGACAACGGCAAUGGCACUUAUUCCUGCCGCUACAUGCCAACAAAGAACGUCAAGCACACCGUGACCAUCACGUAUGGUGGUGUCAUGAUCCCCAAGGCUCCAUUCAGAGUGUACGUGUCGGAGCCCAGCAACCCAUCCAAGGUCAAGGUGUUUGGACCAGGUGUGGAGAAGGGUGUGAAGACCUUCACCCCGACCUACUUUGUUGUUGACUGCAAAGAAGCUGGACCAGGUGAUGUGGCCGUGGGUCUCACUGAUGAGCGUGGCGUCGACGUCCCUGUCAAGACGACGGACAACCAGGACGGUACUUUCACCGUGGAGUACGAACCCAAGUCCCCUGGACAGUACACUGUGCUGGUCUACUUCGCCAACAAAGAAGUGCCCCAGAGCCCUAUCAAGGUCAAGGUCGAGCCCAACAUCGAUGUCAGCAAGAUCAAGGUCGUUGGUCUGGAGCCAACCAUGCCCAUCGGUGUGCCACGUGAGAUUGGCAUUAUCUCCAAGGGACUUCCCAAGGCUGAGACCAAGGUCAAAGUGGUCUCGCCCACCAACCAGGUCCUGGAGGUGCCCACCACACCCACUGGUGACGGAGCCAAGGCGACCUUUGCCCUCGUGGAGCCCGGACCCCACCAAGUGGAAAUUUCGUACGGUGGCGCCCCCGUGCCGCAGUCUCCAUUCCAGGUGGAGGCUGUGCAAGGACCACCAAGGGUCAAGGCUUACGGGCCUGGACUUACUGGCGGAGAAGCUCUCCAGCCGGCUGUUUUCACCAUUGACACCCGCGAAGAGACGAACCCAGGAGGUUUGGGACUCUCCGUGGAAGGUCCUUCUGAGUCUCAGAUCCAGUGCGUGGACAACAAAGACGGAACCUGCCAGGUCACCUACGUACCCCCCGUGGCGGGAGCGUACAACGUCAAUGUCACGUACGGAGAACGCCCUAUCCCUGGCUCCCCCUUCAAGGCUCAGAUUCAGCCCGGAAAACCUGGUAUCGAUGUCAGCGGAAUCGUUGCUUAUGGACCUGGACUCAACCCAGCUGGAGUGUUCAUGGACUGCCCCAACGAGUUCACGGUUGAUGCCAAGUCUGUGUCACCAACUGCCCAGGGCAAGGUGAAGGCUAUCAUCACCAGCCCCAGUGGUCAGAGAACUGACACUCUGGUCAAGAACAACGGAGACGGCACCUACAACGUGCUCUACACUCCCUUCGAACAAGGUCCCCAGCAGAUCGAAGUGACCUACGAGGACCUGCCCAUCCCUCAGUCUCCUCUCACCGUCAACGCCAUCCCCGGAAGCGAUGCCAGCAGAGUCAAGGCCUACGGACCAGGACUGGAGGGUGGUCUCACUGACGAGCCCGCUGUGUUCACCGUGGACAUGAAGGGCGCCGGCAAGGGAGGCCUGGGUCUGGGUAUCGAGGGCCCCGUUGAGACGCCCAUGCAGUGCCAGGAUAACCAUGAUGGUACCUGCCAGGUGGUCUACCAACCCACCAAGCCUGGCCCGUAUGACGUGUCUGUCAAGUUCAAUGAACAGCAUAUCCCAGGAAGCCCCUUCCGUGUUGGCAUUAAGAACCCUGUGAACCCUGCCAAGGUCAAGUGCUACGGCCCUGGUCUGGACAGCCGCGAGGUCAAGGCUGGCAUGCCAGCGACCUUCACCGUUGACACCACUGAGGCUGGUGAAGCUCCUCUUGAGGUCACUUUCACCGACAGCACAGGCGCCAAGCGCCCCGCCCAGGUGACCCCUGUGGAGGACGGCAUCUUCAAUGCCACCUACGUCCCCACCGCUGAGGGUCCCUGCCAGGUGGAGGUGAAGUACGCCAACCAGCAGGUCCCCAACAGCCCGUUCAACAUCAAUGCCCAGCCUGGUGUGGAUGCCAGCAAGGUGAAGGUGACUGGCCCCGGGAUCAGCAGCACCACCCCUGCCAGUCUCCCCGCCGCCUUCCACGUGGACACCCGCGAGGCUGGAGAGGCACCACUUGAUGUCUUCGUCAAGCGCCCUGAUGACACCUACAUCCGCCCCUUCAUCCAAGACAACACGGACGGCACCUACGAUGUUGUGUACACCCCAGAGGACUUGGGUGUCUAUGAUGUGGCCGUGCAGUACGGAAGCCAGGAUGUGCCGGGAUCUCCUUACAAUGUCAAGGCCACACCUACCGGAGACGCCAGCAAGUGCAAGAUUCUUGCUGGAGAUGACCGCACAAUCCCUGUAAACAAAGAGACAGUGAUCACUGUGGAUGCGGCCCAGGCUGGUGUCGGAAAGGUCACCUGUCGCAUCAGGUCACCCAACGGCAGCGACAUUGACAUCGACAUCAUUGAGCAGGGAGAUGGCACCUUCUCCAUCUCCUUCACCCCGCAGUUCGCCGGCCCCUACACCAUCGAGAUCAAGUUUGGCGGAGAGCUCAUCCCCAACGGCAGUUACACCGUGCAGGUUGGUGAGGACCUGAUUACUGCUGACAAGGUCGACAGUGUACAAGCCACUGCACCAGGCUCUGGGCUGUUCCAGCCUGUUGAUUUCACUCUUCCUGUCGGGCCCAUCUUCAACUUUGUCUCAGCGACUGUUGUGAUGCCGUCGGGCAAGCGGGCCUACCCGAACAUCGAGGACAACAAGGAUGGCACUGUGACCGUCAGGUAUCAGCCCACCGAGACUGGUCUGCACCAGCUGCACAUGCAGUACAACAAUGAGGAGAUUGAAGGAAGCCCCUUCUUGUUCCACGUGGAGGCCAUUGACUCUGGCUUUGUCACAGCCUACGGGCCUGGCCUGAGCCAUGGCGUGGUGCACGAGAACGCUGUGUUCACCAUCAACACAAAGAAUGCUGGAGCUGGUGGCUUGUCCCUUGCUAUUGAGGGCCCAAGCAAGACUGAGAUCCAGUGCAAAGACAACGAAGAUGGAACCUGCACCGUGUCCUACAUGCCCACGGCUCCUGGAGAGUACCAGAUCACCGUCAAGUUUGCCGACAAGCACAUCGCUGGCUCACCCUUCACUGCCAAAGUCACGCCUGGUGAGCCCCGCCGCAAGAACCAGAUCAUGGUGGGCAGCAGCUCAGAGGUCUCCCUGCAGGUCACAGAGCAGGACAUCGAGAGCUUGACCGCCACCAUUGUCUCCCCUGGAGGUCGGGAGGAACCCUGCUUCCUCAAGCGUCUUGCUAACGGACAUCUUGGAAUCACUUUCACUCCCCGCGAGACCGGCCCUCAUAUUGUGAACGUCUUCCGCAAUGGCAAGCACAUCCCCAACUCUCCCUUCACCAUCACCGUGGGCGAGAGUGAGCUGGGCAACGCCAGCAAGGUCAAGGUUUAUGGCAAGGGCUUGGAAGAGGGCAUGGCCAAUGAGGUCAAUGAGUUCAUUGUUGACACUACACAGGCUGGCUAUGGUGGAAUGUCCCUGUCCAUCGAAGGCCCCAGCAAAGCCGACAUCGAAUGCCAUGACAACGAGGAUGGUACCUGCCGUGUGACCUACAAACCCACGGAGCCAGGCACAUACAUCAUCAACAUCAAGUUCGCUGAUCAACACGUACCAGGGAGCCCGUUCUCUGUCAAGAUCGGCGGCGAGCCAUCAGCCAAGAUCACCGAGCGCAUCACGCGUCACAAGGAGGCUGCCGAUGUCUCUCACGUGGGCAGUCAGUGCGAGCUCAGCCUCAAGAUCCCAGGAACGACACCUUUCGACAUGACAGCGUCUGUGAAGAGCCCCAGCGGAGUGACGGAGCUGUGUGACGUGGUGAGCCUGGAUGACUCGCACUACAGCAUCAAGUUUGUGCCUCAGGAGAUGGGCGUGCACACUGUCAGCGUCAAGCACAAGGACAUGCACAUCCCUGGAAGCCCGUUCGAGUUCACCGUUGGCCCUAUUGCUGGUGGUGGCUCUCACAAGGUUCACGCUGCUGGUCCUGGUUUGGAGAGAGGAGAAGUUGAUCAGCCCGCCGACUUCAACAUCUACACCCGUGAGGCCGGUGCUGGAGGUCUGUCCAUCGCUGUGGAAGGUCCCUCUAAGGCUGAGAUUGACUUCCAGGACAAGAAGGACGGAUCCUGCAACGUCACCUACCAAGUCUCAGAACCAGGAGAGUACUACGUGUCAGUCAAAUUCAACGACGAGCACAUCCCCGACUCUCCCUUCCGUGUCAACAUCACGCCUUCCAUCGGAGAUGCCAGAAAGCUCUCUGUGCAAUCUCUGCAGGACAGAGGACUCCAGGCUGGUAAACCAGCAGCAUUUGUGGUCAACUUCAACGGUGCUAAGGGCCGCCUGUCUGCCCGUGUGGUGUCUCCCUCCGGCACUGAGGAGGAGGCCCUGGUACAGGAGAUUGAUGACGGUCAGUACGCUGUGAGGUUCAUCCCUAGGGAGAAUGGAGUCCACUUGGUCCAUGUUUUGUUUGACAACUACCACAUCCCUGAGUCUCCCUUCAAGAUCUGUGUUGGCAAGGUCGAUGCUGAUGCCGGCAAAGUCACUGCCUAUGGAGAUGGUCUCAAGACUGGCAAGACAGGUGAGGUGGCCAAGUUCAUCGUGAACACCGUCAAUGCCGGCUCUGGCUCCCUGGCCGUCACCGUGGAGGGACCGUCCAAGGUCAAACUGGAGUGCACCGAGGUUGAUGAGGGCUAUGAGUUCAGCUACAACCCCACUGCUCCUGGUGACUACCUGAUCUGCAUCAGAUACGCCGGCGUCAACGUUGCUGGCAGUCCUUUCAAGGCCAAGAUCGAAGGUCAAGGUCAGCCCAGCGCGAUGCAGGAGCACGCCUCCGUGGUUGUGGAGACAGUCACCAAGACCAGCACCACCACCCGCUUCAGCGGCAUCCAGCGCUUCAGCUCCGAUGCCAGCAAGGUCACCGCUAAGGGCAACGGCCUCACCAAGGCUUUCCGCGGCAAGACUGCCACUUUCACUGUUGAUGCUUCUGGUGCUGGUAACAACAUCAUGUACAUCGGAAUGAUGGGUCCUAAGGGUCCCUGUGACGAGCUGGUGGUCAAACACCAGGGCAACCUGCAAUACGCUGUCCAGUAUAUGGUCAAGGAGAGUGGACGCUACAUGCUCAUCAUCCGCUGGGGAGACCAGGACAUCCCUGGAAGCCCGUUCGCUGUAGAUGUGCAGUAAACUACAGCUUUGCUGUUCCUCUCACGUCUCAGCACAAAAUCUCUUACUUAGGAAUUGAUGAAGGAUGUAUUGAUAGAUAUAUAUGCAAGUGCAAGAUCUUAUUUAAGAAAGUAUCUAUCUAUCUGUUUUCAGGGUGUGUAAAAAUUGUUGAAAAGUAAAAACAAAUGAAAAGUUGUUUUUUUAACAGUCCAUCGAUAGAAGGCAAAGUUUUUGAACAUUUUUGUCUUUAACGUUGAUGAAACAGUAGAUUAACUCUGCUGUUACUUUUGACUAAUACUUAUCUACCAAGCCCUGAAGUUAAAAUGACAGACAUAGCUCCCAGAUGAAUUUUUUAGGGUUUUCUUUUUCUGUUACCAUCUGCAGACGUACAUACAUCUGUGUGCUCAUUUGUACAACCCGUCGGUCAUUUGUGUCUGUUCGAAGAGAAUACUUUUUCCUGAUUCUUUUAAAUGGUACAAAACCAAGGAGAAACGAUUUCCUUAUAACUGCCAUGUACAAUAACAACUUUAUACAGUAGCUAGAUAGGACAUUUUUUGUAAAUGUUUUUAUUUACAAUGGUUACCAUGACAUUUUCAUAUUUGAAAUAAAGUAAAUAUAUGCAAUAAUGCAUUGUUGUGAAAAAAUCACAUGUAUUUUUUUAACCAAUAAAAUUAAGAAAGAGACAUUUGUCAUCAAGAAGAUGACCGUGGAACUAAAACUCUUGUUCUUAGAAGUAGUAGGAGAGAGAGUGACUCCUGGUUUCUACAAAAGCCAUCAGGUUUUUCUCCUGAAGCUUGUGUGAAACAGUUUGAACUAUGCAAAGUUGUUCCGUGAUUUUGUUUUAAAGAAAAUAGUGUACUCUCAGUUUAGGACUUUUCUCGAAUGUAAUCUGUUAUUUGUAUAUACUGAACUUUGUAGGUUUUGAGUGAGAUCAUAAACUCUUAUUUAUCAAUAUUGGUUGACAAAAUAUUUUUUCUUCCACUUUCCCCAAUUUAAUUUAUUAAUUUAUUUUUAUUAUUUUUAGUUCUACCAAGUUUUCGCUACCGCAUUUAUCUUUUGCAAUGGGUGAAUGUGUGUUAUGUGAAAGUCUCUUGAUCAUUUUUAUUUUUAAUAUUAGUUCGUACUGCAUAUUUCAAAAAGGUGCUAUCAACAUGAUUCACUUGUGGUGUAGAGUAGAUGGAUGAGCUGCCAACAAAACUGCGUGUCAGUCGAUGGUAUGUGCUCCACUAGGAAGGACGACUGAAAUGUGCUUACCUGAUUGUGUAGAUCAUCUUAUACACGCAGGGCCCAUAUGAUUUUAGGGAACCAUCAUCGUUAUUUGUUGUUGGAAUUUUUAUAUCGUGUGCGGGCCGUUGUGAUCAUGCAAAGGUUUAUUUCUUUGUUGAAGACCCUGACACAAAAAUAUGAUAUAUUAUAUUAUAUUAUAUUAUAUUAUAUUAUAUUAUAUUAUAGAAUAGGCAUUUUGUCACUCAUAGUUUUCAAUGAUUGCAGUCUUGUGCUCUAUUAGCACACAGCACAAGGAGUCUAAGAUCUACCAAGCUACACUUUUAUUAAGAAAUAAGAGAUUUUUACUUUGCUACUUGAGCAGAGGGAAAAAAAUAUAUAUAUAUAUAAUAAUUAUAUUUUUAUUGUGUAUUUUUUCUCAUUACUUCAUGUCACAUCAUUGUACAUAUGCCUCUCUGCUCUUACUUAAGUUUUGUUUUCUUCUCUUUUUCCAUUCAUGUCAUUAUGGCUUUUAACUAUAAACUCAAUAAAUACUCUGUCUGGGAGCUUUAUGCUUGUUUUCUUAUAUAAUUAUCAAACCACUUUUUUUUAACAUGAAAAAGGAGAAAAAAAACACUUGCCGUUGUGUGGCUGAAAAUUAUCCCUAAGGUGUUUUUUUUUAAUUUUUAAUUUGACUGGAAAUAGAUCUGCUUAUUUAUGCACAUUUCCGUGUUUUGUCUCAUGUGAUCAGACUGUGGUAACUGCUGUGUGUUGGAGUGGCUGUGUAGACUCUUUGUGAUAUUUUCACUUUGUGCUUCUCUUAUGUUUCAUGAAAAGUAUUGUUUGUGUGUUCACUGCUGUAGCUAUUGUGUGUGCCUCUUAGUUUAUUCUCACCGCUUUUGUAGCCAGUAAGGGCGUUGGUGUUUUUCUCCGCACUUUGUGUAAUUUUCAACUUGGAAGACCAAGAAGUUGUCUUGUCGUCAUAGGUAGAGAAUAAAUAGUCGGAGAUUCUGAAGACGAAUAUUGAUUUGUUUAUAGUAAGAAAAUAUUUUUCAGUGCAUGGUGUUUUGCUUUUUUAAAAUUAUUCCCAUGCAUUUAAGAAUGGCUUUACAAAUCAAAACUAGAGUGCCAGCUUCCAAACGUUUCUUUUUCCUCUUUACUUCCGUUUACCUCAAUCUCAGGUGGAUCUUUUCCCCCUCUGCCUUUUCCAGUUGGGAUGUCACUUUUAGCCCUCUGUUGCGUCACUUGCUUGAUUGUCACUGCUCAAUUUGCUGUUUGAGAGAAGAAAAAACAAAAUAUUAUUAGCAAGUUAUACAUAUAUAUAUAUAUAUGUGUGUGUGUGUGUGUGUUCAUUCACAUUAUGUGUGCUAUGGUUGAGAGUUGCGUAUUAAACAAAUGUGUUUAUCAGUUUUGUGGGAAUGUCUGUUCUGUAAACUAUGUUUUAAAGUGUUUGUUAAUGUUUGCUAGUUUUGUUACGUCUGCUAACCAGUGCAUAUAUAUCUUUAUAUAUAAACUGAUAGGCUCUCUCUCAUUAAACUCCUAUUUUGUAAAAAAAAAUAAUAAUGAAAGAA